UCCCUCGCGCUAGUCUUGCUGUGUUGUGAUCACGUGGGCAGCUCCGGGCGCGGCGCUUGUUUUGGUUUCCCUCUAGCUUGUCCCUGGCAGCUUCGGGGUGAGCGACUUUGCUGUGCCGGUUGUUGCGCCUGCCUUAUACUUUGAUCUGCUCUUCUUAGGGCUCUUUCAGCCCGCAGUUCGGCAAGCCCUUCGGGGCCGGCUCCUGCCAUGCCGUUAGUUCGCUACAGGAAGGUGGUCAUCCUCGGGUACCGCUCUGUAGGGAAGACAUCUUUGGCACAUCAGUUUGUGGAAGGCGAGUUCCUGGAAGGCUAUGAUCCUACAGUGGAGAACACUUACAGCAAGAUAGUGACUCUUGGCAAAGAUGAGUUUCACCUACACCUGGUGGACACAGCAGGGCAGGAUGAGUACAGCAUUCUGCCCUAUUCAUUCAUCAUUGGGGUCCAUGGUUAUGUGCUUGUGUAUUCUGUCACCUCUCUGCAUAGCUUCCAAGUCAUUGAGAGUCUGUACCAAAAGCUACAUGAAGGCCACGGGAAAACUCGGCUGCCGGUGGUGCUAGUGGGGAACAAGGCAGAUCUCUCUCCAGACAGGGAGGUCCAGGCAGUUGAAGGGAAGAAGCUGGCAGAGUCCUGGGGUGCGACGUUCAUGGAGUCAUCUGCUCGAGAGAAUCAGUUGACUCGAGGCAUCUUCACCAAAGUCAUCCAGGAGAUUGCCCGGGUGGAGAACUCCUAUGGGCAAGAGCGCCGCUGCCGGCUCAUGUGAGCCCUCAGGCAUUGGGUGGCCGCCUUGAUUCUGCCCCUGGCACUUGCCAGGCUCCAGCGGGUGUAGGCCCUUAGGACUUCACGGGUAUGGUUGCCAGCUGUGUCCCCGGUCCUCUGGUCACACAGUGUGGUACCCUCAUGUUUGCACACUUUUCCAGGCUCCAGUGGCCUGGUUGUCAAUGUUUACAAUGGGGCAAGGAUGUCUCACGGGCACUGGCCUCUAGUCCUCUGUUUUUGCUAAAUGAAUUGUUACAACCUGCAGGGUUGGGAUGUGAGUCCUAAGCAAUGUUUAUUUAGGACCCAGUCUUCUGUGCAGGUUUUGGGUAUUGGCUGGGUAAAGGGAGCUGGGGAUUCCUGAAGUGGAGCUGGCUCCCUAGGGUGACAAUGUAUAUAUGCAAAUAAAC
Messenger RNA from Ailuropoda melanoleuca (giant panda), 1162 nucleotides. RefSeq names its product RHEB like 1 (gene RHEBL1). The record is from RefSeq and is a predicted model, not a curated record. Gene Ontology annotation, cellular component: membrane. Gene Ontology annotation, molecular function: GTP binding; GTPase activity. Gene Ontology annotation, biological process: signal transduction. Bases 208 to 759 code for a protein of 183 amino acids. The transcript has 8 exons. NCBI's taxonomy places the organism in Eukaryota, Metazoa, Chordata, Mammalia, Carnivora, Ursidae.